AUGCCCAUUUCGACGGCGCGGCAGCAGCAGUUGCAGCAGCAGCAGCAGCAGCAUGGCGCGGCGCAGCACGGGGGAUCCCCCCACUCCAGCGGCGUGGCAGCAUCGCCACUUUUUCAGGCGCCUCAAGAGGCGCCUCAAGAAUCGCAGGAGGGGGGAUCCGUCCAGUCCAGCAGCGAGCGAGCAUCGGCCAUGGUGGAGCACAUCCGGUCCAUGAUCCGCUUCCGCGGCGGGCCCAUCAGCGUCGCCCACUACAUGGAGCAGGCGAGUUGCGCUUUGAUCAAAACUUCGUGCAACCCGCCCUCCCUCUCCGUCCGCCUCCCUCCCCCGUACGCGCGCUACAUUCUACCCCAUGCAGGUGCUAACGAGCAGCAGCGCGGGCGGGUAUUAACGAGCAGCAGUGCGGGCGGGUAUUACAUGCAGCGGGACGUGUUCGGCAGGGAGGGCGACUUCAUCACGUCGCCUGAAAUCAGCCAGAUGUUCGGCGAGAUGGUGGCGGUGUGGGCGAUGAUGGCAUGGCAGCAGCUGGGAGCGCCCCCUCGAGUGCACCUGGUGGAGCUGGGGCCAGGCAGAGGGACGCUCAUGGCCGACCUGCUGCGCGUGAGUCGUGGGAUAGUGGUGUUCUUAACUCCCCUCUGCCUCCUCACUGGCUUCCCUCCCCCAGUCGUCCGCCAAUUGUUCACACGCCCCCUUCAAAAGGGCGGUGGAGGUGCAUCUGGUGGAGGUGCAUCUGGUGGAGGUGCAUCUGGUGGAGGUGCAUCUGGUGGAGUCAUCCGCCAAGUUCACCCCCUUCAGUGCAGCAGUGGAGGUACAUCUGGUGGAGAAACAGCGGCAGCAGAUGUGGCAUUCCCAGGGACGGGAGUGUCGGGGCUGAGUGGAGCCACAGUCACAUGGCACUGUGCUCUGGAGGACGUUCCUGAGGGAGUGCCCACCAUCGUCAUCGCACACGAGUUCUUUGACGCCCUGCCCGUGCACCAGUUCCAAAAAACGGAGAGAGGGUGGUGUGAGAAACUGGUUGAUGUGGCAGAACUGGACAAAGAAGGCCAUCCAUCUGAAGCCCACUCCAACCCGAGCCAUGCACAAAAGGACACCAGUGGCCAUCCAUCUGCCGACUACCCUUUCCGUUUCGUCCUCUCCCCCGGGCCGACUGCGGCAAGCACUCUUUGUCUUCUUCCUCGCAUGCAAUGGGCUCCACCGGAGGAGCGGGCGGCAGCCGUCCACGUGGAAGUUUGUCCUAUAGCAGUGAAGAUUGCGCUGCAGAUCACGGAGAGGGUGGCGAGAGACGGUGGGGCGGCGCUGAUAGUGGAUUACGGGGAGGACAGAAUGAUAUCAGACAGCCUUCAGGCCAUACGCAAGCAUGAGUUUGUGAAUGUGCUGGAUGCGCCUGGCUCGGCGGACCUGAGUGCCUAUGUGGACUUCGCUGCCCUCCGCCAAGCCGUCACCGACUCCAACUUGCCGGCUCGGGCAUAUGGCCCGAUCACCCAGUCACAGCUGCUGGGGCGGCUGGGCAUCAACUUUCGAGUGGAGGCGCUGCUGCGAGUGGCGUCGGAGCAGCAGGCGGAGGCUCUCAGGGACGGGUACUGGCUCCUCGUGGGCGAUGGGGAACCCCCGUGGCUCGAUGAGGACGAUGAUGAGAGGGAGGGCGAGGAGGGGGAGAGAGUGGAGAGGGAGGGGGAGGCUGCCGGCUUUGAUCUGAUCCACGGUCACGCCGUCCCAGCUGAAGAGUUUUCGGCGCUCCACCCUCUGCGGGGACACGGCGGAGUCCGCGUGGGCGAGCGCACGGCGGGCGACGCCGCGCGUGGCGGAGGGGGAUGCGUGAAGGACGGGCCGCGCGGCGCUGGCGCUGGUGACGGCGAGGAGCAGCAGGAAGGCGAGAGGAAGGGGAAGCAGGUUGCGGCCUGA
Closterium sp. Naga37s-1 is the source of this 1899-nucleotide messenger RNA. The record is from the annotation of a GenBank genome assembly. Lineage: Eukaryota; Viridiplantae; Streptophyta; Zygnematophyceae; Desmidiales; Closteriaceae.